Poecilia latipinna (sailfin molly) is the source of this 2173-nucleotide messenger RNA. RefSeq names its product mitogen-activated protein kinase kinase kinase 11. Bases 1373 to 2173 code for a protein of 266 amino acids. Gene Ontology annotation, biological process: positive regulation of apoptotic process; microtubule-based process; protein phosphorylation. Gene Ontology annotation, molecular function: JUN kinase kinase kinase activity; ATP binding; protein binding. The transcript has a single exon. NCBI's taxonomy places the organism in Eukaryota, Metazoa, Chordata, Actinopteri, Cyprinodontiformes, Poeciliidae. The record is from RefSeq and is a predicted model, not a curated record. Gene Ontology annotation, cellular component: centrosome.
GUUCAGAACAUUUAUCAAAGUUAACUGAACGUACUUCAGUUUUUUUCAAAGGAAAAUUGGUUUUUAAAGAGAACUUGCCACUCACAAAAUGGCGGACGCGUUUAGGUAUGGCAGUGUGCCGUCUACAUUUCGCCGAUUUAUUUUGAAAUCGGAAGUUUUGCAUUUACUUCGUCCCCAUUGGCGGGAGCGUGUCAGCUGACUUUGUUUCCUGUUGGGAGAGGAAAAGUUUUGAAACCCCACCCUCCGGCACAGUGGCUGUAAGCUACGACGUUGGAGUGGUCCGAGGUGCUGGCCGCUGAAGGCUGACCGAGGAAGAGGAACGGAGUAAGAACUUCUAACGGAACAGUUCCGCAGUUUUGACACCGUCUUUAUGAAGCGGAGCACCGAAGUGACCCGGGCCCGGCGCUGGUCUCCCAACAAGAACUAAAGUUAUCUGGAAUAGUUUGUUUUUCUUUCUUUCGGUUUUUUCCCUCCUCAGGACUGAAAAGCCAAGCAGAUUUGGAGAGCUCUUCCUGUUCCCAGAGUCGGCGCCUCGCAGUUUAUGUAUGAGCUCCUUCAUAACACAGCCAGCAUGGAUGUUGUGGCGCACGGGAAUGCGGGAUUUCCUGUGUGGUCACCGCAGUGUUGCGUUCAGACGCACUUUUUGGGUCCUCGGGCUUAAGUAAUGAACAGUGGUCAGCGCUUGAAACUUGUCGUAAAGCACUGGUUGGCUGGACUGAAUGCUCCUUUUCCUGCUAUUCUUCUCCUCCUCUCAGCGCUUCCUGCUUAUGGUGGCCACUGCUCUUAAUGGCUAAAAAUACAUAAAAACCGAGUAUGAACUACCAAGUGUGUGGGAAAUGUUGAUUUGGACUCUUAUCUGUAAGCGGUUUCAUUCCUGAACAUUAAUUUUGAACUUUGACUCUUCGUACUUGCUGCCCAACAGGUGGUUGUUCUGAAUGAGGAGGGGAAAGGAGGACAAAUUCAGUCAUAAUGAGUUGAUUCCAGAGUCUUUUAAACACAGGAUGAUGAGAUGAUAAUCUACUCAAGCCAUGUGCGGGGAAACCACACACCACAUCAAUCUUUCAGAGAGUUAAUCACUGCUGACUUUUAGAUAUUUGAUAAAUGCUACGAAAAGCAAACCAUCUGAGGACUGCUGAAAUGGAAAGAUUUGAGUUUAAUCCAAGAACAAAUGGAAGACAUUUCACUUUCAUUUGUCCCUGAAUCCUGAAGCCCACCUGUUGGUCUGACUUUUGAACACACCUCAUUGGUCCCUGAUGAGACAACAACAAAGACAGGAAAGGGAGCAAGGUGCAAUAAAGUACUCCUUUGUACUUUAUUUUCAGACCCCUGGAGUGCGCAGUCGGAUCCAGUCAGGCAAUAUAGUGGAGGUUUCAUGGAGCCGCUGAAGAACAUAUUCAGUCGUAGCUCGCUGUCGAACUGGAAGAACUUGGAUCAGUCCCAAAAAGGGAACUUCACCAACCCUGUAUGGACGGUCUUGUUUGACUAUGAGGCCUCUUGUAAAGACGAGCUCACCUUGCGUAAAGGUGACCUGGUGGAGGUUCUCUCUCAGGACUCUGAGAUAUCUGGGGAUGAGGGUUGGUGGGCAGGUAAGGUCAACAACAAGGUGGGCAUCUUCCCAUCCAACUACGGCUCCUUCAAGCCUAGUGGAUAUGCCAAGCUACCAGGUACCAGCGUAGUGGAGGAGCUGAACCGUGCUGUGGUUGGCACCGUCGAUCCCGAGGAGGUGGAUUUCCGUGAGCUGAGCUUGGAGGAGGUGAUUGGGGUUGGGGGCUUCGGGAAAGUGUAUCGAGGUACAUGGAGGGGAGAGCUGGUGGCCGUGAAGGCGGCCCGGCAAGACCCGGACGAGGACAUCAGUGUGACAGCGCAGAACGUGAAGCAGGAAGCCCAUUUGUUUGCCAUGCUCACCCACCAGAACAUCAUCGCCCUGAAGGGGGUGUGCUUGCAGGAGCCCAACCUGUGCCUCAUUAUGGAGUAUGCCUCGGGUGGGCCACUGAGCCGGGCGCUGGCCGGCCGCCGCAUCCCUCCUCACGUCCUGGUCAACUGGGCCGUGCAGAUAGCAAGAGGGAUGGUGUACCUGCACAAUGAAGCCAUCGUGCCGGUCAUCCACCGGGAUCUCAAGUCCAACAACAGUAAGUCCUUAAAGUCUUUCAACUAUAAGUCUUUCAACUUAUAG